Lepidothrix coronata (blue-crowned manakin) is the source of this 2969-nucleotide messenger RNA. Its product is annotated as histone-lysine N-methyltransferase 2D-like. Bases 94 to 2394 code for a protein of 766 amino acids. The record is from RefSeq and is a predicted model, not a curated record. Gene Ontology annotation, molecular function: protein binding; zinc ion binding. The transcript has 4 exons. NCBI's taxonomy places the organism in Eukaryota, Metazoa, Chordata, Aves, Passeriformes, Pipridae.
GAUUCGAUCCCCGACCGCCGGGAUUCGAUCCCCGACCGCCGGGAAUCGCUUCCCUGAGCUCGGCCCGCGCCCCGCAGGAGGAGGGCCGAGGCCAUGGCCGGCGUUUUCCUGCCGGGCAACCUGCAGGACGAGGCGACCUGCUCGGUGUGCCUGGAGUUCUUCCGCGACCCGGUGUCCAUCGAGUGCGGCCACAACUUCUGCCGCCCCUGCAUCGCCAAGAGCUGGCGGGACCUGGACGGCGACUUCCCCUGCCCGCAGUGCCGGGAGGUUUUCCAGCGCCGCAGCUUCCGACCCAACCGGCAGCUCGCCAACAUGGCCGAGAUCAUCGCCCAGUUCGCCCAGCGGGGCCACCAGGGCGGCGCCGAGGCGGCCCCCGGGCAGUGCCCGCGGCACCGCGAGGCCCUCAAGCUCUUCUGCCGCGACGACGGGCGCCCCAUCUGCGUGGUGUGCGACCGCUCCCGCGAGCACCGGCCCCACGCCGUGGUGCCCGUGGACGAGGCGGCCGAGGAGUACAAGGUUGUCCGUCCUGUCCGUCCGUCCGUCCGUCCGUCCUGCCCCCGCUCCACCCCCGCCCGUGGCACCGCUCCCCGAGGGGCUGGUGGCGCUUCCCAACCUCCCGGGGAAACCCGCGGGACUUUGCCGCUCUCCGACACCCUCCCCGGGGGCUGGUGGCGCUUCCCGGCAUUCCCGGAAAUCCCGCAGGACUGUCCGCUGUCCGUCUGUCCGUCCUGCCCCCCCAGACCCUGCUCCCCCUCUCCGUCUGUCCGUCCUGCCCCUCCAGCCCCUUCUCCCCCUCAUGGCAUCCUCCCCAGGGGCUGGUGGCGCUUCCCGGCAUUCCCGGAAAUCCCGGAGGACUGUCCGCUGUCCGUCCGUCUGUCCUGCCCCCCCCGAGGACCGUCCCCUGUCCGUCUGUCCGUCCUGCCCCCCCAGACCCCGCUCCCCCUCGUGGCACCCUCCCCAAGGGGCUGGUGGCGCUUCCCGGUCUUCCGGAAAUCCUGGAGGACUGUCCGCUGUCCGUCCGUCUGUCCUGCCCCCCCAGACCCCGCUCCCCCCGCCUGUCCUCGCUCCCGAGGGGCUGGUGGCGCUUCCCAGCAUUCCAGGAAAUCCCGGAGGACUGUCCGCUGUCCGUCCGUCUGUCCUGCCCCCCCAGAGGACUGUCCGCUGUCCGUCCGUCUGUCCUGCCCCCCCAGACCCUGCUCCCCCUCUCCGUCUGUCCGUCCUGCCCCUCCAGCCCCUUCUCCCCCUCAUGGCACCCUCCCCAGGGGCUGGUGGCGCUUCCCGGUCUUCCAGAAAUCCUGGAGGACUGUCCGCUGUCCGUCCGUCUGUCCUGCCCCCCCCCCAGAGGACUGUCCGCUGUCCGUCUGUCCGUCCUGCUCCCCAGACCCCGCUCCCCCUCGUGGCACCCUCCCCAGGGGCUGGUGGCGCUUCCCAGCAUUCCAGGAAAUCCUGGAGGACUGUCCGCUGUCCGUCCGUCUGUCCUGUACCCCCAGAGGACCGUCCCCUGUCCGUCUGUCCGUCCUGCCCCUCCAGACCCUUCUCCCCCUCAUGGCACCCUCCCCAAGGGGCUGGUGGCGCUUCCCGGCAUUCCCGGAAAUCCCGCAGGACUGUCCGCUGUCCAAAAACAACUCUUGGGUUUGUUCCGGAGGGCUCCGAAAGGCACCGGGAAGGGGGAAAAAACGGGUUUUUGGGGGAAGGGAGCUCAGGGAUUUCACUCCCUCCCCUUCUCUCUUCCCUCUCCAGGACGUGAUGGGCGUCAUCAGCAGGAGCGAGGAGGCGAAGUGCCAGAAGCCCGUCCCGGUGAGCACCGACACCAAGAUUCACGUCUGCAACUUCUCCCUCAAGACCGCGGUGCUGGAGAAGGUCCUGAAGAGGUUCCGAGAGGACCUGACCCUGGACCCCGACUCCGCCAACCACCUGCUGAUCCUCUCGGCCGACCUCAAGAGCGUCCGCAUGGGCUGCCGGAAGCAGGACCUGCCCGACAACCCCAAGCGCUUCGACACCAACUCGCGCGUCCUCGCCUCGCGCGGCUUCCGCUCGGGGCGGCACUACUGGGAGGUGGAGGUGGGGCCCUCGGACGGCUGGGCCUUCGGGGUGGCCCUGGAGUCGGUGCGGAGGAAGGGCCUGACCCAGUUCUCCCCCGAGGAAGGGAUCUGGGCCGUGCAGCAGAACGGGGGCCGCUACUGGGCCGUGACGUCCCCGCAGCGGACGCCGCUGAGCCCCGGCAGGAAGCUGGGCAGGGUCCGGGUCUACCUGGACUACGAGGGCGAGGAGGUGUCGUUCUACGACGCCGAGAGCAUGGAGCACAUCUUCACCUUCCACGUGGCCUUCAGGGAGAGGGUGUUCCCGCUCUUCUCCGUCUGCUCCACCGUCACCUACAUCAAGCUGUGCCCCUGAGGGGGCUCCCGGGGACGAGCUGGAGGGGGGUCGGGGUGGGAAAAUGUCACGGGGAGAGGGUCUGAGGGGCAGAUGAGAGAAGGGAACGGCCGUGGAGACCCCUCGGGAGCCCCCAGAAAUUGUGGCCACCACCCCAUAGGUUGUGGCCACCACCCCAAAGGGGGGGCUCGGGGGGAAAACGUCGCGGGGAGAGGGUCUGAGGGGCAGAUGAGAGAAGGGAACGGCCCUGGAGACCCCUCGGGAACCCCCCAGGAAUUGUGGCCACCCUCCAGGGACCCCCAGGAAUUGUGGCCACCACCCCAAAGGUUGUGGCCACCACCCCAAAAGGGGUGCUCGGGGGGAAAACGUCGCAGGGAGAGGGUCUGUGGGGCAGAUGAGAGCAGGGAACGGCCCUGGAGACCCCUCGGGAGCCCCCCAGGAAUUGUGGCCACCCCCCAGGAACCUCCAGGAAUUGUGGCCACCACCCCAAAGGUUGUGGCCACCACCCCAAAGGGGGUGCUCAGGGGGAAAACGUCGCAGGGAGAGGGUCUGUGGGGCAGCUGAGAGAAGGGAAUGACCAUGGAGAUCCCUCAGGA